CAACAGCAGCAACAACCACAACAGUCACAGCAACAGAUAUUGGUCCAGAGCACAACCCCAUCCAAGAAGCUGUCAUUGUCUCAGUAUAGACAGAGGAGGUCUCAUGAUCUUAGCAGAGAACUGCAGCAACAGCCACAACCGCAGCCACAGCCACAGCCACAGCCACAGCCACAGCCACAGCCACAGCCACAGCCACAGCCACAGCCACAGCUACACCAGCAACAGCAGCCACAGCAGCAGCAGCAACAGCAACAGCAACCACUACAAGCACAGAAACUACAGGUUCAGCAGGGAACCACAAAUGAUGAAGUGAGAAUACCUCUGUCAACAAAUAAUACACUUAACGAGCAAUACUAUUAUGUGCAGCGGGCAGAUGGUAGUAGGAUAUUAGCAGUUGUGUCAUUAAAUCAGGGAGCUUCAAAUACCACAGCACAACAGUCCUCUACAAGUACUGUCACAACAAUGGCAGGUUCACAAACGCCACACAUGAGUUCAGCCACAGUCGGUGCCAACUCUGUGUCUAAGGCAAAGCCUGAGGAGGGACUGAUUCUUAAUAGCAGUACUGUAGCAAAGUCUACAAGUCUGCAAGUAGCCCCAUCAAAUUCUUCCAGAGUCGUUUCCCCCAGCAUCCCUCCAGUGUCCAUAGCUGCCAAAACACCUCCACUCCAGGAACAAACUGUCCACUCUACUGUUUCAGCUGAGCAGACGGACACAGAAGGGAGUGGAAAACGGCGGUUUAUCAAGGGCCGUGUAGCAGUGUGUAGCAAUUGUGGCAUCCUGAGUGAAGACCUUCUAACGUGCCAAAGGUGUAAUCACAGGACAGACACAGCACGCACCCUGGCUCAGUCGACCAUCACCACCUCAGGGAAGAGCUCAACGGCUGAUUCUACAGUGGUGGGAGGAAGGGGUGUUGGCUUCUCAAACAUGCAUAUAAUGAAGCAGGACUUCUAUGGAAAGACAGGGGGUGGUGUCAGGAAGGGGGUGGAGAAGAAACCCACACCAAUUAUCAACCAGAAGGCCAAGGGGCGCGGCAGGGGGCGUGGCAAGACCUAUGAGGAGCCAGUUAUCUUGACCCUGUCUUCGGAUGAGGAGGAGGAUGACAAGCGGCCCCCAGGUGUGGCUGGGGCGGCAGGGAACGGGGCUUUCUCCAGCCUGGAAGUGAGUCACCCCAAGGUCCCCCCAGAACCCAUCAGCCACAAAGAACCCAUCAUUACCCUCAAGGAUGAUGUACCAAAGGAAGAUGCUAGCGGGGGGGUCACAGGUGGAGGGUUGCCAGAUCUCCAAAGUCUUGUCGAUGGCACCUUAAAGGGUCCAUACACAUCUAUACAGUGUAGAAGCAUCCGUAUUGGGUCGUACAAGGUCAUGCCUAAAGAGAGGGUAUUGAUUGUGCCUCAAGGUCUUCGCCUAAAGCUUCCCACAGUUAUUGAAGCACUGACUUUGGCUGGCUUGCACCCAGUGUCUAGGUCAGCAAUCAGGUUGAAUUCCUUGCCUAAGGAACAACGCGCUCGGUCCGGUGACCUCGACCCUCGAACUCAGAUUGCCGUUGUGACAGACUUGACCCUUGCAUGUCGUUUCUCUGCUGGGGAGAGCUUGGGAUCAUCCUCUGUGCAAAAGACAAACUCCAGGGGUGAAGCCCUGACCAGGAUCUCGUUGGCCUCCUUCUGGUCGAGCCCCUCAUACAGGUUUGGGGGUUUUGAUGCGCUCAGGAUCUCCUUCACUAGUGACUUUGUCUCCUCUGACAUCUUGCAGGGGGAGGAUUAUGAGUCACAAAAGCGCAUCACAAUCCUCCCUGACAAGAUGUCAGAGGAGACAAAGUCACUAGUGAAGGAGAUCCUGAGCGCAUCAAACCCCAAGCCUAAUGGUGGGCUUGGAACAAGUACGACUUCAGUGGACAUUGGGGCUAACCUGUAUGAGGAGCUCGACCAGAAGGAGGCCAACGAGAUCCUGGUCAGGUCUUCACCCAUGGAGGUGCAGAGCUUGAUAAAGAAGGCACCUGUCACAUCCGGUGCUAACGAGACCAAGACAUUGCUCAUAUACCCACCGCCACCGCAGAAGGGAGGAAUAUCUAUCACGACAGAUGACUACUGCUGCCUUGAGGAAGAACAAUUUCUCAAUGAUGUUAUCAUUGAUUUCUAUCUCAAAUGGCUACUCCAAAGCAAGCUGCCAGAGAUUCACCGCAGCCACACGCAUGUCUUCUCAACAUUUUUCUACAAACGGCUGACCUCAAAACCUAAGAGGGGCCGGAGACCCCAUACCACAGAGGAUGAUCCCAAGCUCUCCCCAGCAGAGAAACGACAUGCAAGGGUCAAGUCCUGGACAAAAAAUGUUGAUAUCUUUGAAAAGGAUUUCAUCAUCAUUCCUAUUAAUGAACAUGCCCAUUGGUUUCUGGCAAUAAUAUGCUUCCCUGGCUUAGAUUCCCCAAUCAGAAUUUGUGAUGGCCAGCCUGUGGCCCGGCCACUAUCUGACAAACCCAAGCGACGUAGAUCUACCAGGCCCAAAAACAGAAUUGAGCAGAUCCCCAUCAUUGAUGAUGGUGAGUGGAGUGAUCGGGAUGAGGCUGAGGGAGAGGAGGAUGAACUUGAGGAGGAUGAGGAAGAGGAGGAUCUCCCAGCCACCAAGAAGACCAAGCUGGAAGCAGGCAAGGCUGAAGAGGCACAGGGGCCCAAGGAGGCAGCCACCCCGCCACCUGCUAUUAAGCAGCCCUGCAUCCUAAUAUUUGACUCCCUGACUGGUGCCAAUCGUUCACGUAUCGUGGCAACCUUGAGGGACUACCUGGCUGUGGAGCACAAGAUCAGGAGAGGCAGUGAGAAGCUCUUCAGCAGAGACACGAUGAAAGGUGCCUGUCCUCGUGUCCCCCAGCAGAUGAACUACUCUGACUGUGGAAUUUACACACUGCAAUUUGCUGAGAGUUUUUUUGAGCACCCAUUGAAAGACUACACCUUCCCAAUCCGCUCUCUCACGGAGUGGUUCCCCCACGAAGUGGUCAGGGGGAAGCGGGAAGCCAUGGCAAAGCUGAUUCGCAACCUCAUGGAGCAACACAACCCCAACCACAGCUCCAUCACUCUCCCAGACAUCUACUUCAGCUCCGAUGACAAGAAGGACAAAGGAGGGACAAGCACAGCUCAUGCCAGUGAUGCCUCCCAGUCACAGAAAGAGGUGUCAGGGAAGCCAGGUGACAGCAAGACUCCAGAGGUGCAGCUGAAGAAGGAGCAAGAGAGGGUCAUCAUUAAGGAUGGGGUUCUAACCCAGGCUGAUGGAGUGGGAAGAGAACAGAAUCACAGGAUGGAGAUGUCCAGCAGUGCUGAAGUAGUCACUUCUCUCCCAAGCAGUGAUAGCACUGCCUGUAUUAAGGUGAACAGAGUGACACCCUCAAAGAUAACACCCACAAAGUCCCCCACCAUCAAUCCAGCCAUGUCCAAGUCUCCCUCCAGUUACACGCCAGUGAAAACGUUACCAAAUUCUAGUAGUAUAAUUACAAGCCAAGUGAAUUCAGUGAAAUUUCAAGGCACAACUUACUCACAAGCAAAAGGUAUACCAACAUCAAGAGUAGGUGAUGCAACUAUUGUACAAGAAACACAAUCUCCUCAGGUGAACAAUGUGAGAAGACAGGUGGUGUACUCGAGUGAUGAUGCCAUUUUCCCAGUCAAAGUUGAUCAAAAAAAAGUUCCUAUCAGAGAAAACAAUUCAGCGCAGCUCAACGAAACACACCAGGGCACAGAAGUCAGUGUAAGUAAGAUGUCAGCACUCACUUUGCUUCAGUCAGUAUACAGUGAUGAUGAAAGUGUAAUAAGUAACAAGAUGAUGGGGGUCCAGUAUGAUGGCAGCAACUGUUUAAAUCAGGUGAAGUCUGGGCCCAGUGUAGUGAAAGGUAAUGAAAAAGUGGCUGUGCCAGAAAUGAAUGGUGCAUUGGAACAGAUGGCAAGGGAGAAAAUUCAGACGUCGGUGCAGAAUGUGGUAAGUGUUGUAAAUGGUACAGUUCAUAGUGACCUGAAAGGUAACCACAUCAUGCAGGUGUCUCCCAAUAAAAGUCUCCCCAUGCAGUCCCCUGUUCUUAAAUGUAUUGACACCCCCCAGGCCCUGCAUUCCCAUCCUCAGGCCAAAAACUUUCCAGCUGCCAGUCAGUAUAUAUCAAAUGUAAAUACUUCCAAUAUAACAGUUCAGAACAUAAAUAACACAAAGACAACUUUCCCAUGUAGUCCACUUACAAAAUCUCAUCUCCACUCUAUGGCUCCUUCUCCACAGUCCAAGAAAGUAGAGUCAGUGAUGACAGGCAGCCUUGGUGUGGACAAGGUGGGAAACCCGGUGAAGGCAGUUGAGUCCUCUGGCCAGACAGCCAUCAUUGAUGAGGACACGGCUGAGGUGCUACUCAUCAUGCCUGCCAAGAACCAGACAUCUGGCCAGAUUCCUCGAACUGCCAAGAAGCAACUAGAGAACUCUUCGCCAGAGGACGACAGCAUCACGAUAGAAGAAGGCCCGGGUUUUGGGGGCUAUGUGACAGCUGACCGCAGGCCCAUGAAGAACAGCUUAUCGUCUGGAAUGCCAAAGAUGGGUGCUGUGGGAGGGGGGCAUGAGCGUGGUGACGUCAGACGCAGUAGUGGUGCAUUUGGCACUUCUCCACCACACUCUGGGUCUUCCUCUCCCACACAUGCAGGGGGCACUGGCACUCCUGCUGUGUUUAGGUUCAGUGAGCGUGGCACAUCUUCAGGCAGGACUAUUGCUCCUCCUAAGCGUUACCUUGAUGAAGAAGAUGAGCUAUAUCCCAAAAAGCGACGUGAUAAAACAGUACAAGGCAAAGCGCGUAGCAUUGUCAGAUAAAUCCUAGGCGCAUUUGCAGAAACUAGUGAAUAUUACAUGUUUUUAGAAUAAAUUGUGAUGGUGAGCUUCUAGUUCAUACUGGAAGAAUGUCAUGAUUAUCAAAAAAAUAUAUUAUUUUUUCAGGAGAACAAAAGAGAGAAAAAAAAAUCUGUUGUAAAUAGCCUGAUUAGUGUCUUUUUUUUUUUAAGUAUAAGCCUUCUGUUUGAGGUGUUGAAUACUCUUAUUAUUGACAGUGGUACAUUGGAAAAAGUCCUCUUUUAACUUGUCAGUACAAGGGGAAAUUUGCAUGUAAUUUAAGACAAAUAAAUUACCCAUACAAUUUACAUAUUUUAAAUCUGCUAUGUUAGCAGUGUAUAUAUAUAUUUAUAUAUAUAUAUGUAUAUACAUGUCUGUCAACAUAUCCACUGUGAAUUGCUUGUGUAAGUAGGCCAGUGAUAAAAACCGGUAUGUCGUUUUCAACAUGCAAAUAAGCUUUUUAUCAGCUGAGUAAGGGAGUUUGAAAGGGAAAAAGUUCUCAGGAAGGUGUGUGACAAAACUAACUACAAGCGUUUUUUUGAUUGUUAGAAGGAACAGUUAUAUAUAUAUAUAUGCAUUAAAGUCUCUCCUCGCGUACAAA
This is a messenger RNA of Penaeus monodon (black tiger shrimp), 5431 nucleotides long. RefSeq lists its product as uncharacterized. Gene Ontology annotation, cellular component: cytoplasm; nucleus. Gene Ontology annotation, biological process: protein desumoylation. The transcript has 20 exons. Lineage: Eukaryota; Metazoa; Arthropoda; Malacostraca; Decapoda; Penaeidae. The record is from RefSeq and is a predicted model, not a curated record. The coding region runs from base 463 to 4815 and encodes 1450 amino acids. Gene Ontology annotation, molecular function: SUMO-specific endopeptidase activity.